GCAUUCGGCAUGUCCGAUGGUAACUGUAACUGCGACAAAGGCCAGGCCCAUCUGUAUCCGGCUGUAGGCGAGAACCCCACCAAGCAUCCCGCAUCCCGCAUCUCGCCCUCUUCAAUGACACUUCCCAACAUCAUCCACCAACUCUCUUCCUACUAACACACCUACACUCCGAGAUCUAUACUUAAAGCUCAAAUCCUUCAUUCACCACCCAGAACAUCAAAAUGCCACCCACAAUUCGCGUCAUCGGCUCCCUAAACGCCGAUAUGGUCUCAGUAACCCCGCGCUUCCCAGACGCCGGCGAAACAAUCACCUCCUCCGCAUACUUCACCAGCGCAGGCGGAAAAGGCGCAAACCAAGCCGUUGCAUGCGGGCGCCUCUCCCGUUCCCAGCCCCAGCCGCACUCGCAAUCGCAAUCGCAAUCGUCUACAAGCACAACCCCCAGUGACGUCAAAGUCGAAAUGGUCGGUGCCGUCGGCGGACUCGACGGACACUUUGACGCCCUCCUAAAUCCGACAUUAUCGAAGUCUGGCGUCGAUACGGCACGCGUGAAGGUGGUUGGAGAUGCGUAUACGGGUGUCGCUGUUAUAAUCGUGGACUCGUCGGCUGGGGGCGAGAACCGGAUUCUAUUCUCACCGGGGGCGAAUUAUACAGGAAUGCAGGGUACACCUGAGGUGCUGGGUAUGGGACUUGCGGCGCCCGUGCCUGAUGUCAUUGUUAUGCAGGGCGAAAUUCCUACGGAUACGACAGUGGGGAUUUUGAGGGCCGUGGGCGAGUUUAAGGAGCAGCAACGGCGGGAUGGUAAGAAGGGGAUCGAGGCCGGCCCUGAGUUGAUUUUCAAUCCUGCACCUGCGCCGCCGGGCGGACUUCCUGGGGAUGUAUAUAAGGGGGUUGAUCAUUUGAUCAUGAAUGAGACGGAGGCAGAGCUGAUGACGCCUGCGGAGGAGGUGUUGCUACGUGUUCCUGGGAUAGAGGCUUCGCAGGACGGGAAGGAGAAAGUGGCGAGAUAUUUCCACAGUCUAGGGGUGACCUAUGUGCUGGUGACACUGGGUGCGAAGGGGGUUUGGUAUAGUGCCGCGGACGCGGGGAGCGCCGGGGAUCUUGCUGGUGGAGGGAGGGCUACGAAUGAGGUUCCUGCGGCGAAGGUGAGCAGGGUGCUUGAUACGACGGCAGCGGGAGAUACGUUUGUGGGAGCCUAUGCGGUUAAAGUUGCGCGGUGGCGUGAGAAACGGCGCGCAGAGGGGAAGGCUGGGGAGGACUUGACGGCGGAAGAGAAGGGUGUGCGGUAUGGGAAGGUUAUGGACGAGGCAAUGGAGGUUGCUACGAGGGCAUCAGCCCGGUGUGUGGAAAGACAGGGUGCUAUGGACAGUAUUCCUUGGGAGGAUGAGAUCUGAGGGCGCGGGUGAACUUUGUGCAGGGCUAAUGCAGUUGUAUGAUACGGGCCGUGUUUGAAAAAUAGAAUAGAAAGCUAGAUCAAGAUAUUCCACCACUGCCAGGCGUGCUGGCAGGUUAGAUAUUCCCUGGCAUGCUAGACGUUUCAUCAGCACGAAGGAAGGUGGUCAGGAAUAGCAACGCUGCGAGAACAGCAUCCUCCGCAAGCGCUUGAGAACUUAGACGAAGGAAAUGCGAAUGCUGCAAGCACAUGCAACCAUUGGGCACCCACGAUACACAUCAGAAAGUAAAGCGCUUCGGAGUCUGUACAUCCAACAUCCA
Messenger RNA from Aspergillus versicolor CBS 583.65, 1710 nucleotides. Its product is annotated as ribokinase. The transcript has a single exon. Bases 222 to 1391 code for a protein of 389 amino acids. Gene Ontology annotation, biological process: D-ribose metabolic process. Gene Ontology annotation, molecular function: ribokinase activity. The record is from RefSeq and is a predicted model, not a curated record. NCBI's taxonomy places the organism in Eukaryota, Fungi, Ascomycota, Eurotiomycetes, Eurotiales, Aspergillaceae.